Messenger RNA from Verticillium dahliae VdLs.17, 1515 nucleotides. RefSeq lists its product as uncharacterized. The transcript is spliced from 3 exons. The record is from RefSeq and is a predicted model, not a curated record. The coding region runs from base 1 to 1515 and encodes 504 amino acids. NCBI's taxonomy places the organism in Eukaryota, Fungi, Ascomycota, Sordariomycetes, Glomerellales, Plectosphaerellaceae.
AUGUCUGCCGCAGGUUGUGGCCUCACUGACGAGGAGAUGAACGACUUGCUCUCUGGUGCUGACACCCAGGGUCCAGACGGCACCGAUGACCAACCAGCCGAAGAAGCUGGGCCGGGACCCGAGGCACUGGAGCGAGCCCAGCGGGGCAGCAUAGCGGAUGCCGUGGCCGCCGGGACUCACGCGGACGACGACCCCCUUGAUUCGGACGUCACCGAUGAUGGCAUCGUGGAAAUCAGCGACGACGACGAGCAGGAGGAGGACGACGACAUGAGCCAUGAUGAUGAGUCCGACCUCGUUGGAGUCCUCCGCGAACAGAUUGCACAACUGAGAACAGAGGUGCUACGACUUGGGGAUGAGAACGAGGGUCUCACCAACGACAAGGACCAGUUACGUGAGAGAAUCACGCAGCUUGAGGGGAUGAUCGAGACACUUCAGGCCAACAACAACGACUUGAGGCGUCAAUUGAACCGGUCGAGGAAUCCUAGGCAGCGUACCCAGAGGACUUGGCCCGCCAUGUUGCGCGCGUUCCUAGCUGGCGAUCCGAUGGCGGAGGAGUACCAUGUGAUCUACAAGCGCAUCGAAGAGCUGGCGGCCGAACUGCUCACGCCGGACGGCGAUGCUCCUGGAGAGAACAACGAGACGGGCGACAAUCCUGUUGGUCAUCAUGCGGCUCGCAACGUGGUUGACCAAGUUGUCACGCAGGCUACGCACGCGCCUCAUCACGUGGACGAAGAGCUCUUUGUCGUAGAAACACAAGGCCAUCAAAAGGAACGUCCUCGUCGCUCCUUCAAUGCCAUGCCGCCGGAGAUUCAGGCUGCCAUCGUCAGGCUGGUGCUGGAAUAUCCAGGCCGCCUCGUUCAUUGCAUUUCACGACUGGACCCCCAUUGUGAACCUCGGGGCCCCCUCCGUCACACCCCAGGGCGGGGCUCGAGCAACCUGCCCAAGCGGUUCUGGACUGGACGCGGUGGAACGUGCAGCAUCGAGUACGCUACAAAGCCGAACGACAUGCUCUCCAUGCUGCUGGUGUCCAAGUCGGUGCACUUCCUCGGCGUCCACGCCUUUUACGGACUCAACACGUUUGCCUUUUCCAGCCUCGGGGAGUUUGGACGGUUUUGCAGAGGCAUUGGAAGCGCGCGGGCGCAGCGGAUCCAACACAUCGAGAUCCUGUGGCAGGGCAACCAGACGCUCACGUUCAGGCCCAACAGCAGAGGCCAGUGGACGUCGCGGCGGACGUACGAUGCGUCGGCGCUGCUGAACAUGCGUCGCCUCAAGACGGUCGUGAUCCACAUUGACGAGUCGAGCCGGGGACGCCGGCGUCGCCCCCACGAGCUGCCCGAGGUCCGCACGUGGCUCGCCGACAAGACCAAGCUCCAGCCCAACAAUGCCAGCUUCCGCGCGCUGCGCACCCUCCAGGGGCAAGACUACAUUUACGGGCUGCGCGGCAUCCGGCACAUUCUCUUCUACGACAUUGAAAAGUACCGCACCAUGGGCGGUCGACAUCCCAUCAGGGACUAG